This is a messenger RNA of Papaver somniferum (opium poppy), 1457 nucleotides long. RefSeq names its product urease accessory protein F-like. The record is from RefSeq and is a predicted model, not a curated record. The coding region runs from base 559 to 1287 and encodes 242 amino acids. Gene Ontology annotation, molecular function: nickel cation binding. NCBI's taxonomy places the organism in Eukaryota, Viridiplantae, Streptophyta, Magnoliopsida, Ranunculales, Papaveraceae. The transcript is spliced from 3 exons.
ACUCAGUCAUCACCAUCCGACUGUCGCCCAGGUCAAUUAUAGUCAAAAGUCUAAGUUCAACUAUGACGCAACUAGUUCCUAACCCUAAAUUGGACGCUUACUGGGGAGAGUAGACAGAAAAUCAAAUUGUCUCAAACUGCAGCUACAAACACCAACUCAUCAUCACCAAAGCUCCGCAGGAGGUUCUACGGCUGCUAUUCUUACAGUUACGCGGAAGGAUCUGCUGACAGUUACGCGGAAGGAUCUGCUGACAGUCUUAGAAUGACAGUGCUGUUACAGUGCCUCGUCCCUUUGGGGAGACGAUUUUUGGAGAGAAUGUUCUCCUGACCGUGCAGGGCAUCCUCACAAAAUGUCAGUCAUUUUCUACAAUUGCAAUUAUAUCAUCCAUUCAUUGUGAUUUUGACGGCAAACUUAGUGGCUCAAUUCAAGUACUGGAUGAUAAGUUUGCAUGUUUUAGAAUGAGCUAAUAUUUUUGACGAUGUUCUACAUGGUGAAAAGAUCAUCCUCGCCUAAAUUAGCUAUUGGUUCAUACAUAUUUGGGCCUCGCAGUAACUAUUUAUGGAGUGUAAGAUGGAAACAGACGAAAUUGAAGAACCUCCACGUACGAACCAUCUUCUGCAAUGGAGCCAGUGGCAACUUAUAGACUCCAUUCUUCCCACAGGGGGCUUUGCUCACUCGUUUGGUCUUGAAGCCGCUAUGCAAGCUCAGACCGUUAUGGGGCCCGAAGAUCUUAAAACGUUUGUAAUACACUUGCUGGAGAACACAGGUAGCCUUCUUCUUCCAUUUGUAUAUGAAGCAAAUAAAUCCCCCAACUUAGAUACAUGGACCAAGCUUAAUAGAACACUGGAAGCAACCCUGACAACUGAAGUUAGUAAAAAAGCGUCAGUUUCUCAAGGAUCAGCGCUAUUGAGGGUAGCUGCAUCAGUUUUCCCAGAAGUUCCAUCAUUGAAAACCAUGAGAGAUAAAUUACUAGGUUCAGGAACUGUAUCUUUUCACCAUGCACCUGUCUUUGGUCUCACAUGUGGCCUUUUAGGGUUCGAUAGUGGGACUUCUCAGAGGGCUUAUGUGUUUAUGACAAUGAGAGAUGUGUUAUCUGCGGCAACAAGGUUAAAUUUGGUUGGACCCUUGGGUGCAGCUGCAUUGCAGCAUCAGAUUGCUUAUGUUGCUGAAGAAAUUGUUAGGAAAUGGAUGGAUCGUCCUGUUGAAGAAGCAUGCCAAACAUCUCCUUUGCUUGACACAAUCCAGGGAUGUCAUGGGUAUUUGUUCUCGAGAUUGUUUUGCUCUUGAAAUUUUUUGCCCUUCAGUAUAUCAUUUUUCAUUUGGCCCACAAAUCAACCUGAUUCAUGAACAUGUAAAUAGGUUUUGUACUAUAUGUUACUGUCGGCCCUUCUUUGGCCCACAAAUCAACCUGAUUCACGGUUCAGAUGAUAUUUUACAUCAGUGUUGCAUUUUCUGAA